UUGACGCGGCUCGUGCAACAACAGCUGCCUGGUUGCUAGACGACUGGAAAUCUCCGACGCCGAAUGCGAAAACAGUCGCGUCCGCUCGGGGAGGAGACACGCGUCUUUAACGGAUCCAGGGACGCGAUGGUCGCCGGCGCCCGACGCCCGAAUCGGCGGCUCCCGACGCGGGGAACCCGCAGUGUUGUGGCGGUCGAGCACGUUCGGUGGUGAAAGCGUGUAGCCGACGUCUCUGGUUGUCGCCCCAUGUUUUGUACUACUGCGAAGCAGCGAGAGGGAGGGGGACCUGAAGGGAGCCGCCGCCGCCGCCGCCGCUCGACCUCGGGGGAGACACGACGAUGAGAGGAGCUCCCACGGAGGAAGUCACGUUUCCCGACCUCACGUAGCGCUUGUGUUUUUCCUGUGAUGUUUGGCGCGACUGAGACCAAAAUGUCUCUGGACGCGAGCGACGUUCAGACGGAUGAAGACUGCGAGGAGCUCGACGGCUUUUCUUCCUCGGCUGAUAUUUUGGAAAAGAGAGCAAGCAGGAAAAGAUCCUCUGGGAAGCCUCCUCCCUCUCCAAUUGGUGUAUGUGCAGGGUCUCCAUACCUCUCCAGCCUGAACAUGAACCCCAGAAGGGCUGCGGUGGCCGCCUGGAGACUACCCAGGGCGUCUCUGGGGGACACCAGAGGGGAAGCUACAGGGGACAGUGGCUCAGCUCGUCUCACAUCCCUCAGCAACGGUCACGAUCUGUCCCAAACGCUGAGAUCAGUGUGCGACGUCACACCGGAGCUCCUCAAACAGACCCUGAGCACCAGGAAACACAAACAUCUCCACUCUGCAUCCAACGGCUUCACCUUGGGCACAGGUGAAUACAGAGAGAAGGAGGAAAUGUAUGAUGAGAUUCUUCGCCUCAAGAAGAGUCUCCAGGCGCAGAAGUCUGACAAUCACCAAAUGAAAGCGAAACUGCGCCGCCUGGAGGAAGAUAAUGCCAAAAGAGAGAAACAGAUAGAAGAGCUGCUGGAUCCCACUAAAGGAUCCGAGUACACUCGCAGUUUGGUGGAUAAGAAAAAAGAAGGGAGUGUGGUUCUCAACGGCCUGAAGCAGAGAAUCCUGAAGUUGGAGCAGCAGUGUAGAGAGAAAGAAAAUGCCCUGAGUAAACUGCAAAGUGAGUUGAGGACCACCAACCUGGAGGAGCUGAAGAUCGCAGUAGAAACCUACUUUGAAGAGAUCCAGAGACUGAGGAUGCUUCUGGAAGCUGCGGAGAAAAGCAGUCGAGCAGAGAGUAAAUGCUCCCAGAGGCAGCAGAAAGCACUAAGCGCCACGGUUCAUCGUCUGUCUGAGAGCCUGAAGCAGCUCCAGCAGGAGAACGCGGCUCUCCGAGAGGAACUCGACACCGACAGUCCUGCUGCAGGAGUCAAAGGUUACAGAGAGUGGAGCAAACAGAGGCUGUUGCGGAGACUGUUGGAGGUGGAGAAGAGGCUGCAGGACAGCAGAAGACACGCCCCACCUGAGAAGAGCACCGGGCGAUUGGAUCGGGAGGUCCAGACCACGCCCACUGACAUUCUGGGCUUUACCAUGGCAACAGAGGCAGUAGUCUCCGUGGGAACGAUGACUGAGGAAGAGGAGGAGGAGGAGGAGGUUUCAGAUCUGAGAGAACGCCUCAGUCAAUCAGAGAAGGAGAAUGUUGAGCUUCAAGAGACUCUGACGAGUAAAGAUGACGAACUGAGAGAGUUGAGGACAGAAAGAGAAGAACUGGAGAAAGAGACGGAGCGAUGGAAGACGGAUCAAACAAACGAACGGGAAAAAGAGAUUCAGCAGCAUCAACAGGAGUUGGAGCAGUUGCAGUUGAAUAUCCGAAAUCUGGAGGAAAAAAUCAAACCCGCACAAGCUGAGCUUUCCCGUCUCUCUGCCCCGACGCCAGUCGACCGCGACGACAGUCCAAGCCGGUCGGGUUCGAAGGAGGGAGACGAGACGAACGAUGGCAGCAGAGAGACGGAAGGGGAAAGAGAUGAAGGUUCGGGCAGAGACGUAGAGAAGAAGCGAAGACAACACAAUGAGAGAGAGAAAGCAGCGAGGACCAUCCAGACAAACUGGAGGGAGCACAGGAAUGGGGACAUUGUGAUGCUGCAGUCGGCUUUAAGAGGUCAUCUCCUCAGAGAGGCGCAGCUCAAGGACAUGCUCAAAGACUCACAGGACAAGGCUGUCGAGGCAACAAACCGCAGUCACGUGGCUUCCCCUGUUGCCGGAGACCUGGAUGUGGUUGCCUUGACGAUGAUACAGUCUGCAUUCAGGGGACACCUGGCUCGCUGUCGUCUCGCAGUCGAGAGCUCAAGGCUCUCGGUGCCGUCUCCAGUGGGAAACAGUUUGGUCACAAGAAGAACUCGUUCAACACCCGGCAGAACAGGUGCCGCAUCCCCGCGUGACGACGCAACAAAUCACGGUGAUGAAGAUGGAGACCCCUGGCCUGUCUCCAGCACUCCCGCCUCCAGGAUGACUCCCACCACAGACCAAACCAAGCUCCUCUGCACAGCUGAGUCUGGAGGAGCCGAUUCAGAUGAUUCUGAUGACAUCAUCGUGUCUCCGUCACGGCCUCUGAGAAGCAGAGAAGUCUUAAUCUUAUAGACUCAGACCUCCUGAGAUAAUGUGUGUGUGUGUGUGUGUGUGUGUGUGUGUGUGUGUGUGUGUGUGUGUGUGUGUGUGUGUGUGUGUGUGUGUGUGUGUGUGUGUGUGUGUGUGUGUGUGUGUGUGUGUGUGUGUGUGUGUGUGUGUGUGUGUGUGUUUUCUACUCGAAGCCUAAAUGUCACAGCCAUGUUUUUGUUCAGAUUCUUACUAAACCUUCAAAUGUGAGCUGGGAUAUUUUUAAUAUUAUUCAGGAUAAUAUGGAUCAUAUACAAUAAUUGCCUAAAAUGUUGCCUAUUUUUUUCUCUCCUUCUUCCACUGUAAUUGUCAGAAUAUUUUGGAAUGUCAAGCGCAGGAUUUUUUAUAAUAGAAUAGAACUAAUGGCACAUCAACACCUCACUUUGAUCCGCCUCUUAUUUAGAAUUCUGUCAAGACAUAUCGAUGCGUCCAGAAAAAAGCACUUACAUGAACAGGAAAUGAACCUUCCCACUCAUCGCCUCCACCAAAAAGGUCAUGUCGUUUUAUUUGUCAGUAGGAUUGCUUCUAAAUUGCCAGGGAAGAACCCAUUAAAUUUUUGGUAUGAAUCCUGUUAAAGAGUCAGAUCCAGGAUUAUUAUUUAGUUUUUUCCACUUAACUUUACGAGAUGGGGCAUUUUUCUCCUUUUAUUGUUUUCAUCUGUUAAUCGCGCGGCCUGUCAUUGGAGCCAAAUAUUCUCAGUGGUUGUUUUCUUUGCCAAAAAGUGCCUACUGCAUGGAUAGUCAAAUAAGAAUUUCAGCGAUUUACCUACAUUAAUGUCCAGGUGAGUCUUGUCACCAUAGAUUUCUCUGUAAUUUAAUGAAUAAAUCAUAAAUUGACAUGCCGUAUUACGCCACAUAAACGUCUUUACGCUUAUCCGUAUCGUACACUUAAAAGAUUAUGGCUGAUUCUGAGGUGUGAUUGAGGGAUGAUUGUCAACUGAUGCACUAUUGAGCGAAACUGUGAAUAAAUUAUAGAUCAGCCUGCUGCAAUACGAAAAACACAGUCGGCACAGUGGAGGAAACACGGGCAGUUUGUCUCGUGUCAGUGAUGUUUGUGCUGACAACCUGGAGGGAGGUCAAUAGAGAGAGUGCAGGAGUGCAGUUUCCAAAUGUAUGUAACUUAAUUUUUUGAGACAUCCAAUAAAAUGUUUGUUUAAAAAAAAAAAAAAAAAGUAAACUUG
Messenger RNA from Scophthalmus maximus (turbot), 3799 nucleotides. It is a transcript of the gene iqce, whose product is annotated as IQ motif containing E. The transcript has 21 exons. Lineage: Eukaryota; Metazoa; Chordata; Actinopteri; Pleuronectiformes; Scophthalmidae. The record is from RefSeq and is a predicted model, not a curated record. Bases 406 to 2604 code for a protein of 732 amino acids. Gene Ontology annotation, molecular function: protein binding.